AUGGGUAAAUCAAAGGAUAUGAUUAUUUUCUAUAAUGAUAGUCAAAGUGAUAAUGAUAGUCUUCAAUUAAUUGAUCCAGUUAAUAAUUUAUCACUUGAACAUGUUGAAAAAACAAAUUCUUGCCAAGAUCUUGAUCAUCAAUCAAAGAAAUUGGAAAAAGUUCAUUUAAAUGAUUCAAAUAAAACAAAAGAAAAAUCAAUAUUAAAAUUAACUAAAAAGACGCAUAAAUAUCGUCAUCAUCCAUAUAUUAAUAUAAACAAAUCAAAAACAAAAACUGAAAAUAGAAAACAAUAUCAAACUAAUAUUAAUUAUAAUAUUAAAUAUCUUAAAUCUCUUGGUUAUAUUGAAUAUUCAUCAUCAUCAUCAAAGGAAAUAAAAUAUGUUAAUAAAUCAAAUGAUCUUGAUAAAAUUCAAUCAUUAUAUAUUAAAGUUAAUAAUGCUAUUCAACAUACAUUUUCAAAAUAUAUUAAAUCAAUUAAUCAAAAAAAACAAAAUCAUUAUAUUUGUAAUCGUCGUUUUCGUUAA
Molecule: messenger RNA, 525 nt
Organism: Rotaria sp. Silwood1
Lineage: Eukaryota; Metazoa; Rotifera; Eurotatoria; Philodinida; Philodinidae
Source: the annotation of a GenBank genome assembly